AUGCCGUGGGGGAACGGCGCGUCCCCCAGCUCCCCCUCUCCGCCAGUCAUGCCGCAAGCCUCCAUGUCCCCCGCGAGCGCCGCCGCCGCCGCAGCCGCCGCGAUGGCCGCGUUUGCCGGCGCCAGCAAUAGCAAGGACGGCAGCACGGCGGCAAUGUACCCGCUGCAGGCGCUCACUGCCGCGUCGGCGCAUAUGUUCGGUGGAAUGGGCGGAUUCGGCGGAAGCUCAGGCGCGGGGUCUCCGCCCGACCGCGGGUGUAUUCACGGGGAAGGGGAGGCGUCGGGGCAGCAGCAGCAAGGGCGGAGCCCGUCCGCGGCGGCUGCGCGUUCCGCCGCCAGCGAGAGGCUCGGGCGCAGGCGCGGGGAGGAGCGGAGCAGCCGUGGAGGACCCGCGCGGAGCGGAGUGGACGACGCGCGGAAAGGGACCUUGCGGAAAAGCGCCAGCACGAAGUCCGCAGGUUCCCGGGGUCCAGCGGCAACUGCACCUGCUGGCGUUAUCGGCGGAGGCGGAGGCGGGGGGGGAGCGGUUGGCGCGAUGUCAACGACGAGUGGGCGGAGCAUGAAGAGCACGAUGAAAAGCGGGGCGCGUGCUGCGGCGAAGGGCGGAAAGGGGAAGAAGCGCAAGGAGAUGGCUGCUGUUGACGGUGCGGAAGCUCUGGCACAAGCGCAACAGGAGCAAGCGCAAGAGCGCGCGGAAGGAUCAGCGGGAGCAGCCGCGGAAGCAGCGGGAGGAGCGGGAGUGGGAGCGGGAGCAGCAGAGGAGGAGCUGUUUCGGGGAAUUGAGGUUCUUCGCGCUGCCGCCGUAGCUGCGCGGGAGGAGGAGAGGCGCGCGCGCGCCGCAGCCGAGCAUCCGGGGACUGGACUUGGCUGCGCGGCGGAUGCGGCGGCGGAGGAGGCUGCAGCGCAGGCGGAAGAGGGUGUUGACGACGCGCGGAUGGUCGCUGCGCGGGCGGACGCGGAUGAGCGAACGGGCGCGGAAGAAGGAACGGAAAUGGCGGAAAGGGGUGGUCUGGCGGAUCAGAAGGGAGAGAGCUUCGGGGAGCAGCGCGAGGCGCGGGCUCUAGGGCGCUUCCGCGCGGCUGCUGCCGCGGCUGCCGCUGCCGCCGCCGCAGGUGUUGCUGCUGGGUGUGCAAGCAGUUACCAUGGCGGGGUGGUGGCUAGAGAAGGAGGCUUGCUCCUCCCUGCUGCCGCCCCUACUCGUCGUGCUCCUGCUGUAUCCGCCCCUGCCUCGUCUCCUGCUGCUGCUGCUGCUCCCGCAGGCGCGGAGGCGGCGGGAGGCAUGCUGGCGAUGGUGCUGGGGAUGGCGGGAGGCGUGGAGGACGAGGAGGAGGAGCGGUUCCGGCGGGAGAGCAGGAAGCGGAGCAGGCGCGCGGAGGAGGGGCGGGGUCUGGGCGCGGGGGAAGCGGACGGGGAGGUCGCGGGGGAGAGCAAGAGGGGGAAGUGGGAGGGAGGGGAGGGAAGGGGGGAGAUGUGUGUGGGUGACUUGAUUGGUGCGGUGGGACAGAAGGAGUUUUGGCGGGUGCGGAAGGGCAUUGUGAGGCAGCAGCACAUAUUCUCCACUCAACUGUUCGAGCUGCACCGGCUGAACAGGGUGCAGCAGGGGCUGAUGCACGAACCACCGAACGCCAAGAAGGCUCAAGUCUCCUCGCCUCGCCAUGAUUCCUGCCUUCCCCGCUUUCACCGACGCACCGGCCGCUACUGA
Closterium sp. NIES-65 is the source of this 1701-nucleotide messenger RNA. NCBI's taxonomy places the organism in Eukaryota, Viridiplantae, Streptophyta, Zygnematophyceae, Desmidiales, Closteriaceae. The record is from the annotation of a GenBank genome assembly.